AUGGCAGAGAAGGAAUUGACGGUGUUUGUUGUCGACUUGCACCCUUCUGCAAAACAAUCGCAUGACUACCUAUUUGAUGUUCUUGCUGGAAAACUUCUCAAGGGCUUGAAAACGGAUUACAUCUCGGUAUUGGCAUAUCAUUCACCGAGAACUGAGCAUAAACUUGCGGAGAAGGGCGUAUUCCCAGGCAUUGAGGUUCUAGUGGACUUCGAAGUGCCAACCUAUGACUUACUUGCUAACCUCAAGAAGACAUUGACGCCCAAUGAGAGUUGGGAGAGCUCUCAGAGUGAUUCCUUUCAAAGUCUCAUCUUCUCAUUGAGUCUCCUUGAGGAGACCAAGAAGAAGGCAUUCACAAGGAACGUUGUGGUCCUUACAGCUGAGACUUCUCCCCUUGAGUCACUCAAUGAAGAAAAAGCGGACGGUAUCCCUCGACUUCUCCAAGGCCUCAAUGUCAACUUGAUAACAGUAAUAGCCGGGGCAAAGACAGAGACUGGUUUGAGCAAUAGGUGGUCUCUUAUGAAUUCUGCUUUCAGCAAAUUUGUGCUUCUUACAUCUGCUGAGGCUCAGCGUGUCGCCAAGAGUGAAUCAAGCAAUAAAAAAGUUCGGCCAAUGUCGAUCUACAGAGGAGAGCUACGGUUUAGCGCAAACUUCCAAGACAUCAUCGACCAAAGAGCAUACAAUGCUGAAGCCGAUGAUUGCGCCCUUGCAUGGCCCGUCGAAGUCUUCCCGGCAGCAAAGAAAGACGUGACUUCUACAUCAAUGCAUGACUACUUGUUGGAAAAUGGUGAGCUCAUACGGCUAGAAAGAAAGUCGACUCACUACGUGUGGUCCAAAAACGAUGAAUACCAACGACCAGAGUAUCCUGAAGAUGAGGAUGUGGACUCGAAGAAGUUUGACAAGGUUGCGGUCGAAUCCAAAGAUUUCACGUCAGGUUUUAAAUUCUCAAAUUUUGACUUGAUUGCAUUAGACGAAGACUUGAUGGACUCCGCCCGGCUCAAAAUCUUCACGGCAUUUGACAUUCUAGGAUUCGUGAAACAAGCGAACAUCCCACAAGCAUAUCUAACUGGUGAGUCAUUCUUUGUUGUACCAGAAAAGUCUGCAUCUCUUCGAACAUCCCUUAAUCACUCAGCCUUCGUGAAGGCUAUUUAUGAACUCAAAGCAGCGGCGCUCGCUCGUUUUGUGAGGAAACAAGCAAAGGAAAUUGAAUUGGGUGUCCUUUUUCCAAUAAAAGUCGAUGACGGCGGGACCUUCUCGCACAACUUCCUCUUGAUUAGGUUACCCUUUAAGGAAGAUGAAAAGAUUGGAAACUUUCCUCCUCUACAAGCGUCAAAUGAUCUGGAAUCUGAUGCCUCUUCCUUGAUGGAACAGUUUAUUAAAUCGCAAACAUAUCUGGGUGGUGAAACAAAGGAUAAUUAUCCGCUUGUAUCAAAGAGAGUUACUAUGCGAACUUCAGAGAACUCAAAAUUGCCAUUGCCUGGUUCUGAAGAAACGGAUCCCUUUCUUGUUUCUUCACCGGCUCAAGCCAGAUUCACUCGCUAUAUGAAAACCAUUCUUGUGAAGUCUUUAACAGCUGAUAAUCUCGAUGAUUUUUUUCAACAAAAGGAGUUUGUCAACAACGUUUUACGUGACUCUCCACAUUUUACUAAUUUCCUCAACAUGGCAAAUUGCUUGGGUCUGUCUCUGGAGACAGACUGGCUCUCGAAACUACAAACACCGUCCAAAAACUUUGCAAAGAGACUCGUUGACGAGUUGGAUGUGUCCUACGUACGCAAAGCUGAUAUCAAAAAGAGGAAGCCAGGCAAAUCUGAAGAUGGGUAUACUAAGGGUAAUUAUGGAGCUGAUGAGGGUCAAUACGAUGAAGUUCCUGACUUUGGCUUCUAA
Candidozyma duobushaemuli is the source of this 1881-nucleotide messenger RNA. RefSeq names its product ATP-dependent DNA helicase (gene YKU80). Gene Ontology annotation, molecular function: double-stranded DNA binding; telomeric repeat DNA binding. The transcript has a single exon. Bases 1 to 1881 code for a protein of 626 amino acids. The record is from RefSeq and is a predicted model, not a curated record. Gene Ontology annotation, cellular component: Ku70:Ku80 complex. Gene Ontology annotation, biological process: telomere maintenance; cellular response to X-ray; double-strand break repair via nonhomologous end joining. Lineage: Eukaryota; Fungi; Ascomycota; Pichiomycetes; Serinales; Metschnikowiaceae.